UAGAUUCUCCAUUUUUCUCCUACUCUCAAUUGUCCCUUGGCAUGAGCGAGCGUGUCCCUGUGAUGGACUGGAGAUCUGUCUAAGGUGUCCCGCACCUCUUUCUGGUUUAGUUGGACACCAGCUCCCCACGACCCUAUUGAGGGACAAACAACGCUGACAAGGACAAUGGACCAACAACACAUUGAGACACAGACAGAGUUUUAUACACAGGGGCAGGAUGAUUGGGAGAUGAGCUGCAGGUGCGUGGGGAGAGAGAAACCUGGUGAAAUCAAUUUACUAAUCAGGGAGAGGAAACUAAACUGAGGAGGGGAAAUAAAACAUGACCUAUGAAUAUUAACCAAACCUAAAGACUAGAAGAUCAAGACAAAUAACUAGUGAUCUAAGGAGGAAAGGAGAACUAAUAAACCGGUGGGGAAGGACCAAGGAAGGAACAUAGAAGAAAACCUGAACCUAUGAAACUACAGGGAAAAAGUAGCUAGAUAAUUUAAAUACAAAGAAAACUAAAUACCGUAAGUAAACCUGGGAAACCUGGUGGGAGCUGGAGACAAGCAGGGGCACAGGAAGCUUAGGUACACAUGAGGGGGAUCCUAGAGGGACACCUGGAGGGGUUGGAGACCUAAAGGGGCACAGAAACCUAAGGGGAGAACAUGGAGUGGGGCUGGGGAACACAAGGAGGCACAUGAGGGGAACCUAGAGGGGGGCUGGAGAACACAUGAGGGGGACGCAGGAAGCAGACCAUGACAGGUUGAUGAUGUAACUUAAAAGCAAAAGGAUUAUGUGUGACCUUUGACCUUCAACACUCCAGAGGGUACAUCACAUAAGCAGAGAAAAAUAAUGCAAAUCAAUUGUUGUGAGCAAAUGCCACACAGUAGUCACACUUCUCAGCCCCCCAACAAACCAACCGACCAACAAACAACAAAAAGCGCACUACUCACAUGCUCUCUGCUUGCAUUUCCUGUGUGAAAAGCAUUUCUUCCGUGCGCGUGUGGGUUCUAACCCAAUUUAGACUCAAGAGGUGGCAGGAACGUCAGUAGUUAAUGGUGAAAGACAAGACCUUGUUCUUUCCUACACACAUAAUCGUGUUCUGUUGCCUCAGUAGCUCUAAAACUCAGCGAUAACACGUAAAUAGGACCAAACCGCGACACAGGUGGGAUGGUGAAUGUUUCAAGCUAUUUUGGCAUCAGCUGCACCGUGACAUGCUUCAUGCUCUGGAUUUUCUGGCCAGCAGAAGCAACAAUCCUCACCAAGGUGGGCGAUGGAGUGAAACUGACCUGCAGCAACAACUCGCUCAGCGGACUGAAUCAGCUGACAUGGAAAAUGAACAAACAAAUGCUGUUCAGCUUAAAAGAAAAAGGAAAUAGAAUCCACAACUCUACACUAGCGGCCGAUCUCGACUUAAAAGUGUUGAAAUCGGAGAAUGAACUGUACAGCCUCGUCAUAAAGAACAUCCAGACGUCCCACACAGGAAACUACACAUGUGAGACGAGCACAGAUUCAGGAGUCUUUGAGGAAAAUUGGGAACUUGUUGUUACAGAGGAAGAUAAAAGCUCCUCUACAUCACUGAUUGCUAUUGUGGCUGCUGCUGUUUUUGUAUUCGUCCUGGUAAUAAUUGGAAUCGUUUUGAUGUGUUUUGGGCAGUGGAAAUGGAAAAAUGAAAAUCCUGCAGUUUCAGUGAGGGUAAAAAGUAAAAGAAUUAUUAAGCAACAACCAGAAGAAAUUUACGAGAACGACUUGGAGAUCGAGCAGCACGCUCAGACUUCUCGUUCAGGGCGGCGUUAGGCCCGGCUACUUGGGCUCAAGCCCCGAAUGUUUUAUGAAAAGACUAGUGCGUGUCACGUGUGUGUGUGUGCGCGCACGCACGCGCGUGUGUGUUAAGCCCCGGAUCUUCUUCAGUCCUAAAUCUGCCCCUGUUCUCGUUACAAACACAAUACCUAAACUGAUUCUGCUUUAAGGACAAACUUUCAUUCAUCUGUCAUGUUUAGGACUACUGAGGGAAUAUCUACCUGUCUGGCGGCAACUGACUGUGGCUCUUAUGUCCCGUUAUUAUUGCUUGACCUCUCUGCAGCAUUUGAUGCAGUUGACCACACACAUCUCUUGAACAGGCUGGAGGCGCUGAUUGGAGUCACAGGGACUCCUUUAGACUGGUUCCACUCCCACUUGACAGAAAGAAGCUUUAGUGUCCAUCUAGGUGACUGCUCUUCAUCUUUUGUGCCACUUCCUUGAUAGGGUGCCCCAGCGGUCUGUUCUGGGUCCACUCCUUUUUUCUAUUUACAUUCUGCCACUGGGAAACAUUUUGGCAAAGCAUGGCUUGCACCACCAUCUUUAUGCUGAUGACUGUCAGAUCUAUCUGGCUCUAAAUCAGUCAAGAUCAACAAAUGUGCUUCAUGAGUGUCUCCUGGACAUUAAGACAUGGCUUGCUUCUAAUUUUCUAAUGUUAAAUGACAAUAAGACUGAGUUUGUUCUAUUCAAACCUAAACACACUGUGCAUACAUCUGAUGACUUUGAUCCAUCUACCCUUAACCUUAAAACCUGUGUGAUUAGUCUUGGUGUUAAGGUAGAUGCCCACCUGACAAUGUCUGCGCAUGUUAUUGCUACUGUUAGAUCCUGUGUUUUCCAGCUCCGUUACAUAACCUGUCUAAAACCUAGACCCCUCCAGGUCAUUGAGGUCUGCUGGGGUCUUGUUCUGCAUUUGAGUUAUUUAUGGUCUUAUUUUUGAUCUUAUAGGUUUCUCUGACUGUUAACUCAUUCACUGCCAUCGACGACAAAAGUCGUCAUUUUAAAUCCAAACUUUGAAAAUUGCUGGCAGCGAAGGGCUUUACUGAUCAGGAAAAGUCUGGCAGUGAAUGAGUUAAUAAACACGAAUGUAAUGAACACAUGCGCCAUAAACGCUGAACAAAGGCGCAAUGAACAUGCUUAAAAAACUAUUUAUUAAUAAACACAAAUGUAAUGAACACAUGCGCCAUAAACACUGAACAAAGGCGCAAUGAACAUGCUUAAAAAAAUAUUUGUUGACUCAUUCACUGCCAUUGACGACAAAAGUCGUCAUUUAAAAUCCAAAUUUUGAACAUUGCUGGCAGCAAAGGGCUUUACUGAUCAGGAACAUCUGGCAGUGAAUGAGUUAAUAAACACUAAUGUAAUGAACACAUGCGCCAUAAACACUGAACAAAGGCGCAAUGAACAUGCUUAAAAAACAAUUUAUUAACUCAUUCACUGCCAUUGACGACAAAAGUCGUCAUUUUAAAUCCAAACUUUGAAAAUUGCUGGCAGCAAAGGGCUUUACUGAUCUGGAAACGUGUGGCAGUGAAUGAGUUAAUAAACACUAAUGUAAUGAACACAUGCGCCAUAAACACUGAACAAAGGCGCAAUGAACAUGCUUAAAAAACAAUUUAUUAACUCAUUCACUGCCAUUGACGACAAAAGUCGUCAUUUUAAAUCCAAAUUUUGAACAUGGCUGGCAGCAAAGGGCUUUACUGACCAGGAACGUCUAGCAGUGAAUGAGUUAAACAUGCACUCUCUGUAUGAAGGUGAAUUUUAAUCCUGUGUUUUUGUGUGUGCAUUUUUACCCUGCAGCCCUUUGGUCAGCUGACACGCUUUUAUUAAAGGUGUUUUUGUCAAUAAAUAUAUAAUAUUUGUUGUUUUGCUUUAAUAAACAUUGAAAAAAAGAGAAUGAAAAUCCUUUUUAGUCUCAUUGUCAUCUGAUCAUUUUUUCACUCUUUAAAACAGGAAAGAACAAAGAAAACUGCAUGAUGUCAUGGAGCAGUAUUUAACAGGUAUUUCUGAUCUAAAUGUGAAUUUUCACUCAGGAAAAGAUUAAAAUAUAAUAACCAUGACGAAACUGUGUAAUCAGCUGAUUGAGCGCCACUUGAGCUUGUGCUUAAAAAAAAUCAAGAACAGGAAAUGGUCAACUGUUUACCCAGAGACACAGUGAUUGAGGUGAUGUGAAUAAAAACAGAGAGAAUUUAGAGGGCCUUAAAAAAAAUAAAACUGUCUCAAUGAAAUUUUCACAAACAACAAAAAGUCCCAGAACUCCAUAUGAACUCUGACUAUUUUUAUAUUUAGAAAAAUGUGUUUACAGCAGUCAGAAUGGGCUAAGUUUUACAUUCUUCACAUUCCCUGGCGAUUCCCUAUUGUUUAUACUAAGCUGCCUCUUAAAAAGGCAUAAAAGGAGAUGACUGGCCACUAAAAACACAGAGGCAGACGAGGGUCAGUUAGUUUCUUUUAUUUUGUAUAAAAAAAUCCAAACAAAACAGCUAAAACAGACUAAAGCACAGACGGCAUACAAAGGUUAGAUAUGACAAUAAAGUCAUGAAAUAACAGUAACAUUUUAACAGAAUAUUCAGUUCUUCAUUCUAAAUCUGCACUUUUCUUCUUUUUUAAGAAGUACUUUUAUUCAAGCAUUUCUACCCAAGCACUCUUUCGAUGACCACACACUGACAAAAGUAGACCUUAUUGGUCCAGGAAUAGUUUAAAGAUUUUGGAUUGAGUUAAAAAUAGAAGAAAACGGUAAGUUGCCUUUAUGUGUUUGUAAACUGCCUUCUUAGGGUUCUACAACGACAACCACAGCUGUCCUGCGGCGCACUGACAAAUGUGAAGCCUGACGAAUACUGGCUCCACCGGUCCCCUCAACCAGUAGUAUUUCUACAAAAAUACUUGGAGGUCCUAAACACAGAUGUAGAAAAAAACCUACUCCUUUAAUUUAUGGUGAUACCCAAAACCUUCUAUUUAAAUAAUGCAUUUCUUAUAGCUGCAAUAUGGAGUUUUCCCCUUUCAAGAAUUAUGCAUGAUUGAAAAAAAAAUCCAUACAUGUGAUUGUUUUAUCAUGUGGUAUGAUAAAAUGUAAGCAGUACUUUUUGUUUUGGCUAAUCCCGCGCCUUGUCCCAUAGAACUCAAUGCAAUAUCAACUGAACGCCGAUCAGCACUAACCAAUAGCUACCAAUAGGCUACCGAUUACGUACAGGCAUUAAUCACAGACCGUGCUCGAGCGUUUAGGGACGAAUCUCGGCUGAUGCAGAGUUGGCGACCAUUCUCAUGGACAAGUAAGUCUUUAAAAUAUAAAUACAUGAAUACAACCCAUAACACGAGCAUCUCUGUUUGUCAGCUAGAGGAGCGCAAUCAUGAAUGAGUGGCACUGCUUUCGACCAUAAAUACAGAAGUGAAAACCAAGGCUUGGUGCAAUACAUUUGUCAGCCACUAGAUGGUGCCAUCAGGUAAAAUCUAUUAUCCAGAGUCUCACUUUAAAGACAACAACACUGUGACAAUCAUUAUCAAAACCAUCACAAACCUACAAUAUUACCAUUUCUAACGUAUAGUGACGUUAUUGUAACAAUAACUGUAUUUACAAUGACAGUUAAUAUAAUAAUGAUGAUUUUACAUAAAAGUUGAGCUUCCUGGUCAGAGUUUUCAGGCAGCAGCUUUUAGCAGCAAAUCCUUAUUAUUUUGCUUCAUUUCUUUCCUUUGCUGAUGAUGAUUGGGUCAUAACAUGUUGUCAGUCAGUCAGUAGCUACUCUAAUAACAGGGUUGUUGCUGGUUUAUGUUUUAGAAUCAACUUUACAUGAUGAGUGGAAUAAUUCAAAGUAGAACCAAAUAUGAACACAUGAAUGAUUCCGGCAUAUUUUCCUUCACACGUAACAUGAGACCACACAAAUGAGAAUGUGAAAAUGCCUUCAAUUAAAUAAAGCAGUAAGUGAGUAAACACAGCAUGAAAAAUAAUUUCAUGUGACAGUCAGAAAAUGAAUUAAACAUAUUAGCACUAAACAAAAAGAGGUUUAAAAAUAUGGGAUGACAGAAUAAAAAAUGUAAAA
This is a messenger RNA of Nothobranchius furzeri (turquoise killifish), 5801 nucleotides long. RefSeq lists its product as uncharacterized. NCBI's taxonomy places the organism in Eukaryota, Metazoa, Chordata, Actinopteri, Cyprinodontiformes, Nothobranchiidae. The record is from RefSeq and is a predicted model, not a curated record.